Messenger RNA from Penicillium macrosclerotiorum, 618 nucleotides. RefSeq names its product fungal specific transcription factor domain-containing protein. Lineage: Eukaryota; Fungi; Ascomycota; Eurotiomycetes; Eurotiales; Aspergillaceae. The record is from RefSeq and is a predicted model, not a curated record. The transcript has 2 exons. Bases 1 to 618 code for a protein of 205 amino acids.
AUGUCUUCUUCCUCGCCGCGCCUCGUCCCGGUGUCAGCGAUGCGAGAGGUGAAAUCUGGCGUGCACGUUUGUCUCGCCAUGCAAAACACGCGGGCCGAAGAAGCGCUUUCUGAUCAGGCCAGGACGAAUCACACACCGGUGCCAGAGGCCGAGCCUGUUCAUCAAUACUGGACAGAUGAUAUUUGCGAUCGAGGUCUCUUUGAGGUCAUCAUGCAGGUUUAUCUGCAGCAUAAUUACCCCCUUGUUCCUGUGGUACAUAGACCUUCUUUCAAGAGUUCCCUUCAGGAUGUCAACCAGCGGGAUGAGUCCUUUGCAGCCGUAACAGUUGCCAUCGCCGCGCUGGUCGUGGCCACGAUGCCGAGCAGCUUCCAAGCUUAUAAAGCGCAUAAUCCACCCCUGAGGUUAUCAUCGCGGAAAGAAAUGGUUCACUUAUGUCAUAGGAAGGUUGUGAAUUUGCGCGAGUCGACAUACUACGAUAAAAUGAAUUUUCAAAAGUUUGCCAUUUCGUACCUGUUCUUCGCGGCGUUUUUGCAGCUUGGCGACCAUAAUUGGUCGCGUAUGUUGAGCGUGGAGGCUUUUCAGUUGGCCCGGUCAUUGAAUUUACAUAGGAUAGCGUAG